Molecule: messenger RNA, 8160 nt
Organism: Chrysemys picta bellii (western painted turtle)
Lineage: Eukaryota; Metazoa; Chordata; Testudines; Emydidae
Source: RefSeq, a predicted model, not a curated record
GCGAAAAGAGCUGCUGCAGCAUCACUUUAACCCAGGAUACACUAACCCAGGAUAGCAGGAUCAAAAGGGAUUUGAAACAGACCAGGGCUAAAGCAGGGCCACCUCAAUCCUCCGGCACGUGCAGAAGGAUCAGCCCUGAUUGUACUUUAAACUUCAUGUUUUAUUUUAUUUGUAUAGAGAGAGAAAAUAGAGCCGUUUAUUUUUUAUUUUCUAUUUAAAUAAAAUGAUGCAAAGCUCAGCACUCACUACAGAAGGUUCUGUCAAGGGGCUUCCAGAGAUUCUUGGUGUACCAAUGCAACCUGCCACUUAUUCUACUUUCAGGCGUUUUGGUACGAAAUGCACGGCCUGUCAGCAAGGAAUCCCCCCUACCCAGGUGGUACGGAAAGCCCAGGACUUUGUCUAUCACCUGCACUGCUUUGCCUGUAUCAUCUGCAACCGCCAGCUGGCCACAGGCGAUGAAUUCUACCUCAUGGAAGAUGGGCGCCUGGUGUGCAAGGAGGACUAUGAGACAGCCAAGCAGAACGAUGAUUCAGAAGCUGGAGCCAAGAGGCCACGAACCACCAUCACAGCCAAACAGUUGGAAACGUUAAAAAAUGCCUAUAAAAACUCCCCCAAACCCGCCAGGCACGUGCGGGAGCAGCUGUCCUCGGAGACAGGGCUGGACAUGAGAGUGGUGCAGGUCUGGUUUCAAAACAGGCGGGCCAAAGAAAAACGGCUGAAGAAGGAUGCUGGGCGGCAUCGCUGGGGCCAGUUCUACAAGAGCGUGAAGAGGACCCGCGGGGGCAGCAAACAUGAGAAGGAGAGCUCUGCGGAGGACUGUGGGGUUAGUGACAGUGAGCUGAGCUUCCGAGAAGAUCAGAUCCUCUCUGAGCUUGGCCACACCAAUAGAAUUUACAGCAAUGUUGGGGAUGUUGCUAGUGGACAGUUAAUGAACGGAAGCUUCUCCAUGGAUGGGACAGGACAAUCUUACCAGGACUUGAGGGAUGGAAGCCCCUAUGGAAUUCCUCAGUCUCCAUCUUCCAUAUCGUCCCUUCCUGCCCAUACUCCAUUGCUCAAUGGUCUGGAUUACACAAUGGACACUAAUUUGGGAAUUAUAGCACAUGGAGGGCAGGGGGUGAGCCAGACACUCAGAGCAAUGGCUGGGGGACCAACCUCUGAUAUUUCUACAGGAAGCAGUGUAGGCUAUCCAGACUUUCCAACAAGUCCUGCUUCUUGGCUUGAUGAAAUGGAUCAUCCUCCUUUUUAAGUAUCUCCUGCUUCCCACCCCGUCCCACUCAUUCUUUUGGCCUGAAAGUGUUCUCAAACUAGCAAAAGAGACAACAAGCGACCUUCAAGAAUCCCAGACAUAUUGCACCGGAAAAUUUCCAUUAUUUUCAAUGGGAAUCCACCACUGGCUCCUGGAGGGUUGUGAAAUGAUAGCGUGGUGGUUUUUUUCCUUUUCACUUGGGGAGUGGGAGGGCAGGAGACACCCUUCUGAACACAGCACACUGGCAUAAAGUAUCUGGUUCUAGGUUUUCAGGCUCAUAGUAAAACACAAACUCAUUGAUUCUCUCCAGGUCAAAGACUCUUUGCUGUUGAGUGCUUUUGAAGCACAGGUUGGCUGGCUCAGCAGAUCUUGGCUAUUAUGAACUCCAGGUCAGUUGGUGCUCUCUUACUUGGAGUUGAACGAAUUAUAAAUGCCUCCAAAACCCUUGUUCUUAUCAGGAAUGGACUGUGCAUGGGCAGUUGAACUGACCUUCCCCAUAGAUAUGGAAAUGCAGCGUUUCCAAAGCCAGGCCACGCUUACCAAGCACUAUACCUUUACCAAGGGCAGGGGUCUGACCCAAAAGGGCAGAGUAAAUAACAACAACCCUGGGGGAGAAAAGUUAUCAAGAUUUUUUCAGUAUAAAAAUGUGAUUUUCCUCCCUUCUCCACUGAAUAUUAACAUUGGCUGUUUGGAUAAAAAAGUUCAGGAAUGUGGUUGAAUGGCUAUCAGGCCAAGGAGCAGUCCUACUGCAAGCAUUGCAUCAAAGCACUAGACAAGUACCAUGGGUGAAAGUUACCCAGGUGCAAUGGGCCAGCACAAGGGCUAUGUGCCACUUAAGCCCUCAGUAUAAGGCUAAGUGGUGCAAAGACUUUGUACUGGCCCCUCUGCAUAAGGGUGAGAUUUUACACUGGAUAAUACCUUGUGUUAGAAUGUGUUAACCCCACAAUAACUGCAGUGUUCAAAAUCAUGUCAGUGGUCAUGACUAACCACACUCUGGAAAUGACCUUUAUCAGCUGAUAUGAAUCUAACCCCAACAGUCCUUGUCCACAUUGAGUGCUAACAUGUUUUACAUCAUUAACGUUUAUAUUACAGUAGAGCCCAGAGGUCCCAUUGUGCCAGGUACUGUACAGACAGUCCCUGUCCCAGUGAGCUCUCAGUCUAACUAGGCAAGACAGAUCAUGUGUGGGAGGGGAAACAGAGAGGUGACAGGAUGUGCCCCAGGCCACAAGGCUAAUUUAAUAGCAGAGCCAGGAUUAGAAUGCAGGUCUCCUGACUCCCAGUCUGGUACCACACCACACUGCUGCACUAUCGGAGCUAACAUAUUAUAACACAAUACGUUUUCCCAGUGCAGACAAUCCCUAAGUGAUUUCAUUCUUAGGCCCCUGAGUAAGGUCGGCUGGAAUUCGUCCAUGGGAGAUAAUUCAAGACAUCCCCUGAUGGUCAUUUUCCACCCAGCUGGUGCAUAAACUGAUACUUUCUUGCUUUUAGUAGAAGGCCAUGUGCUCCCUCACAGAUAAAGCCCCUCGGCCGCCCGCUGAUCAGACAGCAAGUCAAAUAGUGAGAAAGUGUAAUGGAAAGACAAUCAAUAAAGCCAAAUGGUGGUGAGGAUGAAGAUGGCUCUCAAACCAACCAAGCCACCUAGUGCAUGAUUCCUUUGGACGAGCCUGCUGUGAAAAAGAGACAGCAAAGCCAUCUUCUGUUUUCAAGGGUUAUUUUUAGCUACUGGGUUUCAAUGUGACUCCACGCUGCCAAGAUGUCUGUGGUAGAGACAUAAACACAGUAUGUUUAUUUUAGUGCAAGAGAAGAUGGGUGCCUAGUCCCAUGAGAUUAUUAUCCUGCUUCCUGGGGAAUGGGACUGCUCCAUUAAUUUAUAGCCAAUAGCUCCACCCCGACUGUUUUGUUCAGAAGCCUUCAGCUCAGCUGAAGGAUGGAACUGGUUCUGCCCAUGGCACCAUAGGGGUUUUAUUCCUCGGGUUCAUGUCACCAGGAAGUGACCCCCAAGCUGCGUUUGUCUCAGUGCUGCGGGAGAGUGCACGGAUGUUCUACAUGCAGCUGGCUCUGUGGGUGUUACAGUGCUCUUUGCUAGAGGAUGGAGAUGCUGAAUGUCAAAUAGGAGACGCUGCAAGGGAGAAGCUAACCUGAGAGGGGCUGCACACUUAGCUCCAGGCUCAUCUGGAAAUCUUCACACACUCUGGUAGGCUCUUGCAAAAACACAUGCAUCCGCAGAAGCCACAGGGCCCCUCUUCCCCCCAGCCUGCGGCGUUAGAGCAGCUGGAAGGACCCAUCCUCUUUCCAAUAGGUGAGCUGUGGCUGAGUAGCCCAAUCCCGAACACACAGGUGCACCACGACAGGGUCAAAGCUGCUCAGUGACGCUUCCUCUCCUGGGAUUUCUCCCCACUCGGAGCUUUUAUUGUGGAUGAAGAUGAUUUUGUCCCCAUUCCUCCUCAAGUAUCCUGUCUGGGGCCGGCCGGGUAGGCUGGAAUCAUUGGAGAGACUGACGUAGCUCAAGAGGAAAGGUCUUUAUUGGCACAGCAUGGUUUGGUAUUAGAUUGUAAGCUCUUCAGGGCAGGGGCUGUGUCUUUCUCUCCAUCUGUACAGCACCUAUGAACGGUUAAUAAUAAUGCUUGGAGGCUCCAGGGGCCAGCUGGAUCUUCCCUCACCAGCUUUGCUGGAUCUCACAGACCAUCUGCUUCACACUGAGCACCCCUUCCAAGUGGCCCCUGUCACCUGAGCUUUGAAGCAUGCCCUGCAGUUUCACUCACACACCUGCUGUGCACCUUGCAAAUGCAGUGCCUGAUGGCAGGAGAGCCCUGACAGGGAUUUCCCAGCCUGACUCGGAGCGCUCCUGCUGGCUGAUCUGGAAAGUGGACGAACUCUUCUGGUUGCACGGCUCCUGUUUGCUGCCGGGGGCUGCGCCUGUGGUAUGUCACCUGUAGCGCUCGCAAAGGGAGGCUUGCGUUGUUGUGCUUGCCCAGCAGCAGCAAUGCCAACUCACCUGUUCCAUCAUGGGGUCAGCUUUCGGUCCACUCGCAGCAUAGCCUCAGGUCUCAAAUCAAUCCUCGUGGCUGGAGCCAAAAGGUGGCCUAGCCAAACCAUGUCUAACGGCCAAGGGGGAGCUGGACUCAGCCUUUGGAUCAAAUAUCUUUAGCCAAACACAGUGUUUGUGGUCCCAAGGGCCUUAGAGACAGGAAAAUUAUGCUAAAAAUGGCAGCAAGAGGGGCCCUAGCCACAGCCAGAUUCCUUUGUGCUGCCAGAGCAGCUGGAUCUGCCUGGCUUUGAAUUCCCUGGCAUAGAGGGGUUUUUAGCUGAUGCAGAGCUGACAUUCCUGGCUCUGGGGCAGGGGGGCAUUUCAGGUGCAUGGCUGGAGCAUUCUGCACUCUGCUUAUCCCAGCUGGUGUAUGGUCCCUUGCGGGACUGUUGCCUGGUGCAUAGGGUACAGCAGCCCACCAGCUGGGAAGAUCUGCGCUAAGACUCAAAGCCCUGUGACCAGCUCCCUGAGGGCUCUCUCCUGUCCCACAUCCCCUGCUGCAGCUAUGACGAUGGGACAGUCACUACAGCAAAGAGCUAGGAGAGAGCAGAGGGUAGCUAGAAAAGCAGCUGGCGGAAGCUGUAUAUGUGAGUAUAUUACAACACCCCAUCCCCUUCUUUCACAUAUCCCAUCUAAUACCUUUCUCUGGCUCCUUAGCAUUUGGGGUCCUCCUGCUCAGACUCCCUGACAUAGCAUUAAUUUGUGUGCAAGCAGGUCUAAAGGAUUCUAAGCACCCAACCCAGUUUCCAUUGAAGUCAAUAGAAAGAUGCUUAUUGACUUCAGUGGAGGCUGGCUUGGGCCACACAACUGAAUGGGAACCUAACAUAUACAUCACCUCUGAACUAGACUCUCUUGCUCUUUCUGGGGCUUCCACAUCAGAUUUGCUCAGUUGGCAUCGAAAGCCAGCGUUGCACAUUCAACCUACCUCCCACCAAUGCGUGUCACAACAGAGCUGGGCUUUUCCUGCCUCUUCUAUAACAAUGACCCUGUGGGCUGAAGGGAGUUGGUGAUGCCUUAGGAAUCCAGCUCGCUCUCCCAGUUCAGCCGUUCUAAACAGAAAUCAAGCAUUCUUCACCAUGAACCAGUAAGCAGUCAGGACCUAAUGCCCAAGCAUGUUCAGAUCUGUCGAGUGAGCUGGUGCCAUUUUCACCAUCAAUUUUCUGAACGUGUUCACAUUCAAAACGGUUUCCUCAUCUCUCUUAAGGAACGAGGCAGAUACAAUGUUUAUUCAUUGCAAUUUCUUUACAAUUAGUUUUUUAGGGAGAAGGGGUACUGAGACAUCCCCAGCUUUCUCGCUGAGUAACUCAUUGCUUCCAUGUUAAAAGGAGCAUUGAACUGAGUUGUUCUGACAAUGAUCUAUUACUGGCGGAACAGGAGUGCUUGGGUUGCAUUAUUACAGUUUUACCUUUUUAACUUGGCAGGAAUGAAUCUAAAACACAAAAGCCGGGGCUUCCCCAAACCACCAAUUUUCUGUCCUCUCUCUGGAGGCUACACAACCACAAUUGACUAACCAGAGCUGGGCUGGGAUCACUCACGAUGCUGGUGAAAUUAAAAAAAAAAAAAGCCAUGUCACUAGUGAGCAGAAAUGGCUCCAGGGAAGAGAGGAGAACCAUUUAUGCCAAAUAGGUUAGAUCAAAAUCAGAAAAGGAAAGAUUUUACUUUAACUGUAUUACAAGCAAUAAAACGUGCAAAUAGAGAACUGUAUACAAGUAGUGGACAAUGCCAGUGUACAACAGGGAGUUGAGAAGCUUUAUGCAUGUAGCAGUUCCAGCCCAGAACAUAGAAGUAUAAGGAAAUAACGUGGCUGAGAUGUUCAGCUUUGUCUAGUGACCCCCUCUCUUAAUGGUACAUGGUGUCUUCUCCCCCUAAAUGGCUUUGAAAAAUCUCAGCCUGCCUAUGUAGCCUUGUAUUGCAUACGGCUGUAACAUGGCCUGAAUUCUGUAGGGGUUCAAAUGGUGCUCAAAGCUAUGUGUAGGGGUGUGUCAGAAAAAGGAGCAUAACGUGCCAAUUUGGUACUCUUUGUGGGUCAAAUUGAGCUGGGGAUACAACAGUCCCUGAAGUCAAUGGGAGCUGUGCGUACUUAGGGAAGGGCUAGAUUUGAGCCUAGGCAUGGUGGGGUUAGUGCAACAUUAAUGUGUUUGUGUGCCCUACACUUACAUCAGAAGGGAGAUAAGCCAGGCUAGUUUUCAUCCAGUUGGUGAGGGUAACAAUAGCAAUAAAGACCCAGUGGCAUGGACCAUGGCAUGGGCUGGCAACCCAGGUAUGUACUCAAGGUCCCUGGUGGGCUUGUACUGCGACAGCUACCCCAGGCCAGAGCCCGCCCUGCCAUGUCCUCACUACCACUGUUCCCCUCAACAGCUAGAUGAAAGCUCUCUUUGCGUCAAUCACACUUUUAGUUGUGGUGUACCCAUACCCUGAUGCGCUCUUGUUAGUGGAUUUCCGAUGCCUCCUCUUUCCUCCAGGGCUCAAUAGAAAUGAUUCUAAGAUGCUGUAGACUCUAAUAAAAAAUGAGAUCAUCUUGAUAGCUGAUAUUUUUUAAACCCUCCUGUAGCUUUUAGUGCUGGCGUACAAGUUCUAAAGGAUGGUUCAAAUCCUACUAUGGCCAAAGGGUGUCAUGUUCUAGUGAACCCUAUAGGACUUUUCCAUAAAGAUCUAUGGAUGGAUUUUCAAAAGGCCCAAGAUUCGGCCAAGCACAGAUCCCACUGCCUUUCAAUAGACCCUGUGCUCCUCAGGCGCUUUUGGAAAUCCGAUCUUACCUCUCUAGUCUUUGUUUUAGGCAACAAAGCUCUGAUCCAGGUGCCCCCUAUUGGCAAGUGCGGCCCCUUGUAGAGUGUGACCACAGAGUUCCAGAUGAGUGUAGCUUCCACCCUGAGCCACUCAAGUGGCUUGUAGCCAGCUGCCCCUGCAAUUUACACCAUAAGGUCACCAGCAAAAGUAUCCCAGAGAACUCCCUGGGCACCAGAACUUCUUCCUCCAGGCUCCAGUCACUGGAAAUUGGCUGGGGCCUGUAGGAAGGAUUAAAGCCUGGUAUAAAUGACUCCUGCCGCUCAACCAGAAACUGCAUUGACUAAGCACACAGUAAUCUGUCUCUCCCCCUUAGUGGCCCCCUGAAGAGCCAGGUCCUCAGAAAGAGCACUCCAGUGUAAGCUGCUCUAAUGUAGGGCAUCCCAUUGUCACAGCUCUUUGCUCUUCACCAGGCAAAGCAGCAUAGAACUCAUUGCUCUAGCAUCGCUGGUCAGUGGAGGCAGGUGUGGGUGGGGGGGGGAAGAUGCUCAUGUUUAAACAUUGCACUUUAAAAGCUGGAACCAGUGGGCUGAAGAAGAAUUGAGUGAAGCAGAAAUGGGCUGUGGUUUACUGCCUGCUGUCAAAGGGCUCUGGGCAUGCUGAAAGCUAAACGAAAAGCACCUCAGCCGCACACACUCCCUCUCGCUCGGAUUUGCCAGUUGGUUUCCUCUGCAGGAGUUGCUCCAACUACACUGACACAGCGACUGAGGGAAAAACAGAGCUCAGCAACCCCGCCGCCAGGCUGCCUGGCAGCACCUCCACAUUGGCCACCCUCUCUGCUAGACGCUGGUGAAUGAGCUAGCUUCCUGCAGCAAGCUUCGCCUGGGACCAUGAGCUCUCAGCGCUCCUCAGGCCUUCCCCCUGAAGGCGCACACCCACAGACACCUGCUCUGUCCGCGGAAGAGAGACCCAGGACAAACAUAGCAUCGUGGACCCUGUAGCACGGAAGCUGCUUGUAUUUUUUUUUUUAAAUGCAGUUUCUACUGUAGUAUGGCUCCCCAGGCUCUUUUCCACAGCUCGACGAUCCCUCCUCCCCGGUCCACCACAGCCACCCAUUGCAAUGUAAAUUUUGUACAGUUCCAAAAGUGAAGUCUUGUUUCCU